Messenger RNA from Tigriopus californicus, 1913 nucleotides. RefSeq lists its product as uncharacterized. Gene Ontology annotation, cellular component: nucleus. Gene Ontology annotation, biological process: cell development; muscle organ development; regulation of transcription by RNA polymerase II. Gene Ontology annotation, molecular function: RNA polymerase II cis-regulatory region sequence-specific DNA binding; DNA-binding transcription factor activity, RNA polymerase II-specific. NCBI's taxonomy places the organism in Eukaryota, Metazoa, Arthropoda, Copepoda, Harpacticoida, Harpacticidae. Bases 473 to 1816 code for a protein of 447 amino acids. The record is from RefSeq and is a predicted model, not a curated record. The transcript is spliced from 6 exons.
CCCACUCUAACACAAAGGAGAUGAGAACAAAUGGCCCCACGGAGGGUGAUCAGGAGAGCCUCAGGUAAACCCGCUUCAUAGGCAUACAUGUACAUAGGUGGCACGAUUCGGCAUAAUGCAUCAAAUAAUCUGAGAUGAGUGGCGUGACUUGAGGUCAGGAAUAUGUAAACGAGAUUUCGAAAAUUGAAAAUCAAUGGACCCAACACGGGUCAUCGUUGUUCACUCGGGUCACGCUGUGACCUGUCAAGUUGAGCUUGUUCGCGAGAAUCCAUGAAUUUUUUAUCCCAGCCAAGUCCGGCUAAGACGGAAUUUAGAAAAAACGACGAACAGAAGACAGAACAAUUCGACCUCUUCAUCGUGCCAAUUGAGCGUACACAAUAAAUGAAAGUCUAAUGACCAAGAGAUCAUCCGCUUGAAUCGUGUCCGAAAUAUUCAGCCACCAACACCUGGUUCGACUCCUAAAACCACGAUAAUGCGAGUACCCCUUAGUUCCGAGGCGGCUUCGUUUUCCCUAAGUCCACCGGUUCUCAACGCCCGAAAGGGGGAUCUGUCCGUUGUUUCCAAUGGCCCGCUACCCUCGUCCUGCCCCUCUUUGUUCUACCAAUCUAGCAACCCCGUGUUCCAUCAUUCGGUUCCAAUUCUGUCGAGUUUUUGCCACCACUCCACAGAGCCAAGUCUCAAUACGCUUCAACAACGACCGUCUCUUUUGGCGAUGAAGGUCAACCAAACAGGCUGUUCCAAUUCCCGAUCGCCGCAUUUGGACGAUCCCUUGAAUGCAUCUACUAGUAAAAAGAUCUUGAAGCAAAAGAAAUAUAGCACCCGUUAUCCUAUGCCCGAGAAACCCAGACAGAAGCGCGCUGUCAUACAGGAUAUGGUGCGACCUUUGAAGCAAUGGCUGCUGCGUCAUCGACAUAACCCCUAUCCUACUAAAGGAGAAAAGAUGGAUUUGGCCAUUGGAUCCAAUAUGAGUCUGGUGCAGGUGUCCAAUUGGUUUGCCAACGCCCGUCGACGCCUAAAGAACGUGGUUCAGGACUCCAAAUGUUCCUGGUCUAAAAGGCUGCGAAUGUACAACCAAUUCGUUCAAGGCAAUGCGGAAUUAUUGUCCAUUUCAUCCAACGAUUCCAUUUGGAACUCCGAUUCCGAGGAAGAGGAAACCGAAGUGGAGCAAGAUGAAAAGGACACUCAUCCACAUACAGAAAGCCCUCUAAACGAGAAAGCCAUCUCGGAAGAACGGGACAUUGAUGUGGAGAAUGUGGACGAGAAAGAGCCAACGUCUAGCUCGGAGGAAGGCGAUGAUCGAUUAAGUAUCCCGAUUUAUAAAAAGAGCAUGAUGCAAAGAUACUUGUCAGAUAGUGUGGGUAUUGCUCAAGAUCAACAACAAGCACACUGUCCAAGUCAAGCCUUAGAAAGGUCGGCAAUAAAGAGGAGGAUACAGGAAAGCAGCUCUCAAGAUCCAGGACCCCCUCAAAAAAGAAGGCACCUAAUUCCUAAUCCCGUCCUUCAUCCUCGACCCAUCCUACCGCGAAUAGCAGUCAACACUUACGAUGCCUUUCCUCAGCCUUUGUUUUCGGCAUUUCAGCCCAUGAACAACGCCUUCAGCUCCUUGGCGGGGCAUCCAUUGCUUCGAAUGCCACUUGCGGCGGGUCAGAAAGGAGGGUGUGUCAUGCCUCAGGUGGCCCCCAACCUGAUUUCUCAUGGGAGCUUUCCGUCAGCACCUGGAUUAUGGAGUCCGUCCUCAUCGCAAAUGCGGAUGAUGAUGCCCUUUGUCACGUCCCGACUGAUUCAUCCGUCUUGUCCAUCCAUGCUCAUACCAUAGAAAAGCUAUCUUUUCUUGCUACCACGUUAAUGGAUACACUCCUCGAAGUGUGUCCGUCCCGCUUCUUAAAGCCAAUUAAAAGUGACUAUGUGUGAGA